CAGCUGCUGAGAAACACGUUAAGUCUGCAAGCAUGCAUCACGCAUAAGUGGGUGUAGUGGAAGUAAUCAUAAUAAAUGCACUACUGCAGAAUCUAUAAUGUUAACGAUUUAUCAUAAUGGUUGUUUUACAUACCCUUAUGAGUAUCGUGGUGAAGGAAAUGCUCAUCUAGCGCUUUCUUUACAAAAUGAAAAUAAAAUACUUCUGAUUAAAAAACAAAGCGUUAAUGAUUUGAGUAAUGAUGAAGAGAAAUGGAAUAACUCAAUUAAUUUUCAUAAUAAUAUAAUGUGCAUAUUACUGGAACCUUUUGUCUCAAAAGUACACAAAGUUAAAAUUGACGCGCGAGAUAUUCAACAAAUUGAAACCAAUAUUGCAACAAUUAGACCACCAUUCAGACAAAAUAAUGUGUUAUCAACAAUUUGUGCUGCGUUAAUGCAUGAUUAUACCCACUUGCAAUUAGCGAACAGAGUUUAUGAAAAUUUGCCAACAAUAUCUUUUGAAAUCAAACCGAAGUGCCCUAUCGACAUUGACAAUAAAUGUAAGUUUUGUAACAAACAAAAGAAGAAAUUACAGUCUGGCAGGAUUGUACGUGUAACAAAAUAUUGCCCAAAAGAUUUGUAUUCAGGAGAUAUUAAAAGAAUGCAAGAAGCAGUAUUAAAUCUUCUUAAAAAUCCGCAAAAUAAUAUUCAGAUUUAUAAAAAUUCUAAGUUAAUAUACUCGGAUCAACAUGACAUGCAAGAACUUGACAAAACUUUUGCUUAUUGGGACAGCAAGAACCCAACAUCAACAAUAGUUAAUGUGAUAGUUGAAAUUCUUAAUUAUAAUUAUCAAUCGCAAUGCAAUUGGCACGAAAAAUCAACAACAUUUACAGUGUUAGAGCGAUUAAAACAACUCCAAGAAUUGGAUAAUAGCAAUAAUCCACCGGUGACAAAUGAUCGUGGUUAUGUGAACUUGCUGCUAACAGCGAUUGCUGAUAUAAAAUCUGAUCAGCUUUCCAAAUGUGAAUUGAUAUCACACAUUACUAGCCCAUUAAGUAGCCACUAUUUGUCGAAAAUUGUUAGGGAUUGUUCAUUCAUGAUUUCAGUGAAACAACUUCCGCCAAACAGUGAUUUUGGUGACACAGGUAUGAAAUAUGUAUGCGUAAAUGGCAUGUAUUAUGUUUUUGAUGUAAAAGUGUUUGAUUUAUUUCCCAAAGAUGAAAUAAAAUAAAAUAAUUUGGGUUAAAACUAAUAAACAGUGACCAUUAUAUUAUGAAA
Molecule: messenger RNA, 1254 nt
Organism: Dalotia coriaria
Lineage: Eukaryota; Metazoa; Arthropoda; Insecta; Coleoptera; Staphylinidae
Gene: Ipk1
Product: Inositol phosphate kinase 1
Exons: 4
Coding region: 98-1207 (369 amino acids)
Biological process (GO): inositol phosphate biosynthetic process
Cellular component (GO): nucleus
Molecular function (GO): ATP binding; inositol-1,3,4,5,6-pentakisphosphate 2-kinase activity
Source: RefSeq, a predicted model, not a curated record